CUCCUCCCAAAAGACGGGGCCUCCAAAGUGUGCAAAUUGUUCGAAAAAUCACUUUGGGAAGUGCAAUGCACCCCCGAGGUGUUAUCAAUGUGGGAACACGGGCCACAUGAAGGCCAAUUGCCCACAACUGGGGGGCGGAGGAGCUCCGGGAUCCGGAGGAGGAACCAUGACGGGGAGGAACCGUGCGGGCCCAUCAAACGGCGGUGCGGGAAGAGGCGGCGCGUCCACAAGUCAUGUCGCGUCCGUAAAUCAAGGCGGGACCCAAGCACGAGUGUACGCAAUGACCGAGGCGGAUGCGCGAGCAAACCCGGACUCCGUUGCAGGUUGAAGCUAGGGCUUGCUACUUGCACCUUCUCACGGGUGAUAUCAAAUCAGGAAGACGUGGUUCGUGCUUCCUUAUUUUCUUUCAAACUACCGAACACUUGCUCAUGGAUAUUUGCUCUACUAUAAACUAUUUUUGGGGCUUGCAUGCCCAUGUUGUUGGCCGGUUGUGGCUUAUGACUUACCGUUGAAUAUUUCCGCUAUUCAUUGGUUUAAAUGUGAUGUUGUUAUGUAUGUUUACUA
Messenger RNA from Cuscuta epithymum, 564 nucleotides. The record is from the annotation of a GenBank genome assembly. NCBI's taxonomy places the organism in Eukaryota, Viridiplantae, Streptophyta, Magnoliopsida, Solanales, Convolvulaceae.